Molecule: messenger RNA, 3264 nt
Organism: Astrephomene gubernaculifera
Lineage: Eukaryota; Viridiplantae; Chlorophyta; Chlorophyceae; Chlamydomonadales; Astrephomenaceae
Source: the annotation of a GenBank genome assembly
AGUUGCACUAGCAUAUAGACUGCAGCAACCGGAGACAUGCUAGCUAGCUGUAAGUCACAGCCCCGGCGUCUAUGAGACUAUGACCCGUGCGACCCGUGAGCAAGCACAAACCCGUACACCCUAGAUUUAGCUCAAAUUCCAUUCGUGCAGACGGGGGUGUUUUGAGUAAUAUUCAGUGAGCCCAGUGAUUACGUAAAAUAAGGAGACUGUGUUACAGAGGAACAACUCUGCAAGCGUAAUCAUCCAGUCGGCGAGUCGCCGACUAAUAUUUAACGCGACCGACAGAAUGCAGGAGCUUGUAGAUGCAUUCUCACGCUUAGUCACGAGCUUUUCCAAACGGGACUUACCGACCUCGUCCAUAUCGCUGAUUUCGCAUGCGCAUGGAAGACAGCGUCGCGAGGAGCGCGGCAUCGAGCGCCGUGAACUGCAAGAGGCAAUCAAAUACGGUCGGAAGGAGCGCGCGAAUCCCGGUCGUGAUGGCAAGCCGCGCUGGCGGUACACCCACAAGGGAGUAGUUUACAUCACGGAUGAAACCAGUCGUCACGAGAUCACCAGCUGGCGACUUGACGACGCCCUAGAGGCGCCGCCCGCUCCCCUGGGCCCCGGCGGCGGCGGGGGUGCUGGCACCUCCCAUGUGGUAGUCAUUGUGGACAGCAGUGGUUCCAUGCGCAAGGAGGAUGUGCCCGGCUACACCAGCCGUACGGCAGCUGUGUACGACUGCCUGGCUCGGGACCUGGUGGAGCCCCAGCUCAAGGCGGGGGGCGCCGACAUCGAGGUCUCCCUAAUUGAGAUGUCGGACGAGGCCCACGUGGUUCUUGAGCGGGCCGCGCUGGACUCGCACCUCCUGCAGCUGCUCAAGGCGCGCGCCACCUCCCGCGCCCGCUCCCACGGCAACUACCUGCCCGCCCUGGACGCCGCACUGGACCUACUGGCGGGCGACGCGGCGCGCCAGUCCCAGCUAUUCCUGGUGUUCCUAAGUGACGGGGCGCCCAGCGACCACACCGAGAUGGCCUGCACCCACGGCUACUACGUCUGGCAACCCGACUACAACGCCCAAGGGACGUACGGGGGCCGGGGCCAGGGCCGAGGCAAGCAGCCGCUGCAGCGCUGCCCCAUCUCCAACGCCUGCCGCAAUGAGGUGCGGCGGGCGGUGGCGGAAGAGUGCGUGAGCCGGGUGCGGAGGCUGGGCGACUUGCUGGGGCGGGAGCGGGUGUUUGUGGGUACGGUGGCGUUCGGGCCGCCAGAUGAGGACUACUCAGUGCUUCAGAAGAUGGCGGCAGCACUGCCUCGCAGCUCCUUCCAGAAGCUGGGCCUCUCCGUCAACUGCCUGCGCACCGCCUUCACCUCCCUCACCUCCUCCCUCACAACGCUGAGAACUGAGGCGGGUGGCGGGGGCGGCCACCUCACCCUCCGCACCGAUAUUGCCAAGCGCGGCGAGCGGCAGACGUACGAGGAACGCACCACCAUUGCUGACGGCGACGGCUGGGACCUCUACUGCGGCUCCAAGUGUCUGGCCAAGCGUAAGUACAACCCGAACACCCGAAGCAUGGAGGACGCGCCCUUCAUGGAGUCGGAGCUGGUUCGGGGCUGGGAGCGCAGCUACCCCCGGCUGCAACGCGGCAUUGCGCACCGCAUGUACAAGUUUGGUGAGGGCGCUGAGCGGGUGGUGUUUCAGUGCACGGAGGUGGUCAGCUUUGACGGCGGCGUGACGGCGGUGUGUGUGGGGCCGCGGCUGGUGGCCAAGUCCACUCGCUUCAAGCAGCACCUGGAGGAUGCCAGCUUUCAUCGCACCUUCUGCAAGACGCAGGGCGAGGCCGAGGAGUUGGCUCAGCUGUUCAACCGGCGGCUUGCUGGCGGGCCCGCCUGGCAGGUGCACUUCCUGCCGUGCGCGGUGUACACCAUCCUGGACUGGCGCUACAGCAUCAGCAAGCGCGGAGUGCUGGACAUUCUGGUAGAGGAGGAGCUGGAGGGCAAGUUCACAAAGUGGAACAACAACGCGGGCGGGGUGGCCAAGGGCAUGCAGGGCGUGGACAACUCGCUGCUUGGGGUGAUUGCGGAGGGUGACGAGGAGGAGGACGAGGAGGGCGGCGAGGAGGAGGUCAGCUCCGGCGCAUCCCAGGGCGCAGUGGAGCACGUGCCGCAGUGCUUCUCGCACUUCACCUACUACGUGACUGGCGGCAGGAAGCUGGUGUGUGACCUGCAGGGUGUGUGGAACCCGGUGGACGGCUUCACCAUGACUGACCCCGUGAUCCACCACUCCUCCGGAAGCAAGCACAACGGGGCCACGGACAAGGGGCCGGAGGGGUUCCGCUCCUUCUUUAAAACGCACGAGUGCAACGCGCUGUGCAGGCGCCUGGGCCUGCCGCGGGGGCCCUAGGGCGCCAGUGGUGCGCGGCUGCCACAAGAAACAGGCAGGAGCGUGUGGUGACGUUUGGGGCUGUUGAUUUCCCAGCAAUCAUUACGCCCGCUGCAGACUACUAGUGAUUGUCCUAAAUUACAAGUUUCCGGUUCUGAGAAAGGCAACCGAGAAGGGCGCAUGGAGCUAUUGUAGGUGAGCCGUGUAGUCAGUUCGCUGGUAUUAAGACUCAGCAGACGGGUGCGCUUAAUAUUGUCUAUCGCACGUAUUGACGCAAUUCAUACUGUAGAUUCACGUAGGGUAUUGUACAUAUGGGUCUGCACUCGCCGUUGCUGUGCGCCGCGUGUGCUGCUGUGAGCCCCGCUAUUGUAUUGACGCGAGCAGGCAGGCGCGCUGUCUCAACACCUGUCAAUGUACGUACGUGUGAGCUGUGCAGGGAGGUGUUUGGAUUCGUAUUGAUGCAGUGGCGGCUGCAGUUGGUCAGGUAUACUUACCCGGUAUUUAAGACAGAACAAGCCUGCCAUCGAGGCACACCUCCAGCCGAGUCGCUGUGUCGUUAGGGCCCGUUUGUAGCCUAGGGACUCCUAACUAUGAGCGAUUCUCUCAGUUGCUAGGUCUCAAGGGGUUAAAUAGAGUGACCAAUUAACGUCCGACCUGUAUAUUUGAUUGCUGGUACAGCUGGUGCCGCUACUUGUGCGUUGUGGUGUCUAACCGACGCUGGCCGGUGCUUCCUUUGCGUUGACUACGGGGUCAUGGCGUGGGGCGGCUUGCCGCUGCUGCCUCCUUGUUUCUUGUGUUCACUAAAGCGUGGCCGGUGGGACGGCUGGAGAAGAGCUGACGCAUUUGAAAAACAACACGUCGUUCAAGAGCCCUGUCUUUAUGUGCGCUGCCGUAACACGCUUCCCACA